Molecule: messenger RNA, 3453 nt
Organism: Penicillium cosmopolitanum
Lineage: Eukaryota; Fungi; Ascomycota; Eurotiomycetes; Eurotiales; Aspergillaceae
Exons: 6
Coding region: 1-3453 (1150 amino acids)
Biological process (GO): mitotic DNA replication preinitiation complex assembly; double-strand break repair via break-induced replication; DNA replication initiation
Cellular component (GO): DNA replication preinitiation complex
Molecular function (GO): DNA replication origin binding; chromatin binding; single-stranded DNA binding
Source: RefSeq, a predicted model, not a curated record
AUGUCUCGGCCAAGCACCAUUUUCGGAGGAGCGUUGAUUGGGACCAGCUUCACUACGGCGGCUCAGGUUCAAGAGCUUCUAGACCAACUACAAUCAAUUGGAAUCAACCGUAUUGAUACCGCAGCCAGAUAUUCACCUACCAGUCCAGGUUCUUCCGAGCGGUUGCUAGGUGAAGUCCGUGCUCAAGAACAAGGCUUCACGAUAGAUACAAAGACCAGUACUGAUGGCUCUCUAAAAACCGAUGGAUCCGGAUCCCUAACUGCUGCGAAUAUUACGAAAUCAAUCAAUGAUAGUUUUUCUCGACUGCACGUUGUCAAUGUUCAUAUUCUCUAUUUCCAUCGCCCGGACCCCGAGACUCCAAUCGCAGAGCAAGCCAGCGAGAUUCAUAGGCAGUAUUUGGAGGGUCGCUUUGAGAAGUUUGGUCUCUCAAAUUUCCCACCUGGGCUUGUGACGGAGUUUAUUGCCGUCUGUGAAGACAAAAACUAUGUCAAGCCAAGCGUGUACCAGGGUCUGUAUAAUCUUCUGAGCCGCGAGAGCGAGAAGACAUUAUUCCCAUUGCUGCGAAAGCAUGGAAUUGCUUUCAAUGCCUACAGUCCUCUUGCGGGGGGUUUCUUGACAGGUCGGGCAACUCGUGGUGAUACUGUUGGUACACGAUAUGCACCGGGUAACCAAACCACCUCUGCUUUGAACGUUAAAUACGACACGUUAGAUAUGCAUAGGGCGGUGGCCGGUCUGCUGGAUACCAUUGAUCCGCUCGAGAUUAGUGGCGCAGAAGCAUGUCUAAGGUGGCUCUACUACCAUUCAAUCUUGGACGAAAAGGACGGAGUGAUCCUAGGAGCAAGUAAGAUUUCACAGAUCGUACAGAAUCUGAGCGAUAUUUCCAAGGGGCCUUUGCCAGAGAUUGUUGUGCAGAAGAUCGACUCGUUGUUCGCGCAGCUGGCCAUGUAUCUUCCACGGCAGCUCAUCUCCCACCUAUACCUACAACUCCUCCGAUCCCACCACCCACUCUCCCCACCAGUCCUGAUUCUCGUGGCUCUCGAACCCGAUGCCCUCUGUGCUUGUCGAAUCCUUACGGCUCUCUUGAAACGCGACUACAUCCCUCAUAAGAUCCAACCCGUUGCAGGAUAUGGUGACCUCGCGCGCGCCGGGGAGGAGUUGGUCCGCCCCAUGCAAACCACCAAUGGCGGGAGCGGAGGUGUGGUAGUAUGUCUGGGUGUCGGCGGGCUAGUUGAUCUGGCCGAAAUCCUAGGCAUGAGCCAACCAGAAGAGGAAGAAAUCGAGGAGGAUAUGGGAGGUGUCGAGAUUUGGGUAUUCGACGCGCGCCGGCCCUGGAACCUGGCCAAUGUCUUUGGUGGUCAAGCCGGUAUGGGCCAGGCUAUGGCGGAAAUUGAUGUUAACGCACGAAGGCGCGGGCGUGGUGUCGACCAAGGCCGCAUCACACCCGCCUACACGUCCAAAAGUGGCGGUAUCAUCGUGUUUGACGAUGGCGAUAUUCAAGAGGAACUUGGCAGCGAACGGGACGCAUACUAUGCGCUUCUUGAGAUGCCCGAGGUGGACGACGACGAUGAGAGUGAUGGUGAUGAUGACGAAGAAGAAGAAGAGAGUAUGCCGACAGGCUCUAAAAAGCGCAAGUCGUGGUCGGGUCGGGAAGACGAUGACGAUUCAGACGAGGAGGAUGGCCCCCCCACGCCAACGAAAACGAAGCAAUUCAGGCUCCUCGAUUGUCUCAUCUCCAACGAUUCGCCUUCGCCAGAAGAACCGAAGCAGUUAUCGGCCCGAUCUCUAAAACGACGCCUGCUUCGUAUGAAACGAAAACACGAUGCGACAUUGCAGUCUUAUUAUUCCUCUGGAACUUCAUACUCGGAGCCCAUUUCGUCGCUAGUUUACUCGCUAGCAUCUGAACUUGGUCGUGAGGAUAAUGACCUCCUCUGGCUUGGUAUUGUUGGAAUUUCAAGUCUAGAACUAAGCGGUCGAACUAUGACUGGUGUUGGUAUUUCCAAUUCGUCCGAGGAAGGAGGCUCUGCUGGCUGGGGCGGGCAACGUGGAGAGCACCUUCGCCAAAUUUUCCGAGAUGAAGUUCAUCGUUUGAACCCUCCCGAUCCACUUGAGCGUGAUCGAGACAUUAGAGGGGAGAUCAAUGGCGUUAUUCCCACAACUGCCAGGUCACCGACCGAUACAUCUAUUCGACUCUCUCCAGAGCCCCGCUUCCUACUCGUUCGUCACUGGUCACUGUACGAGAGUAUGCUGCACAGCCCAUACCUGGCCCCCCGGCUUCACGUCUGGACGGAAAACGGCAGGAAGCGUCUUCACAAACUCCUGGCCAAGAUGGGUAUAAGCCUCACCCAAUGCCAUCAAUUUUAUACACACAUGGAUAUGGAACUGAAGCGGGUACUACGUGGGCGACUCCUCAAGUACGCUCCUAUGUACGGUUUGGACGGACUGGUUCCUGCAGAGCCUACUGGGCAUGCUAGCUCUCGUGAAGGGUGGGGCUUCGUUCGUUGCUGGGGCUGGAAGGCUUGUUUAUCCGCCACAGACGUCGGUGUUAUUAUCGGUGCCAUGCUGGAGGUUGGACCACAUGAGACCUCCGCAUCUUGGGAUGCUAAACGUCUUCCACGGGCCCGAGGCACCAACGAUGAUGUCGAGAACGGAGGCGGCACUGGCGAAUCAGACUUGGCCAGCCUUCUUCCUCGAUUCUGGAAUGCAUACGAUGCUCUUUCACUCACAUCCGAAUCCCCUACCUUGCUCAUGGAGGCAUUGCCAUUAGCUCAACACCUUCACCGUGCUAUUCUUCGCACUGGUACAUCACUAUUGUCCAAGCACCAAAUCCGCCAUCUUCGAGCUUUCCGCAUAGCUGUUGUCAAAGACGGCCCUGACGUCAAGCUUUUCACCAACCCGGGGGCCUUGACAAAGCUCGCAUUGUGGAUCGCCGAGGCCAUCCGUGUCCAAGAGCGAGAGAAGGGCGAUUCCAUCAAGAUUGGCCGGAAACGCGCGGCGGGUACACCUCUCGUCCUUGCAGGCCUAGAUGAGGACCGUGACCUUUAUGUGGUUGUGGGAACUGGUGGCGGUGGAGGUGUUAUUGACUAUGCUGCCAUGUCUAAGCGCCGAGAGGAGCGCAGUAAAAAGAAGGAAGCUAGGGAUAAGAAGCAACGGGAGCGAUCAUCUCGCCGGGCACAGCGCGCAGCAGAGCGUGCUGAACGAGAAGACGAUGAUGAAGCCGAAGACGAAGAAUCCGACGAGUCCGAAUCAGAGUCCGAAUCAGAGUCCGAGGACGAGGACCCAGGUACAAAGAAGCACCUUUUGCGGAACAGGUUUGGCAUUGCCUUCCAAGAGGUGGUCCAAGAGACCAACGCUCGCGUCCGUAUCGACAGCUUCGACCACUGUGUUGUUGAAGUCCAAAAGGACGACCUGGGUGGCUUCCUGGAAGCGUUGAGCUUCCGCAGUGUGGUGGGCUAA